Messenger RNA from Colletotrichum fioriniae, 2064 nucleotides. RefSeq lists its product as uncharacterized. Gene Ontology annotation, molecular function: protein binding. Lineage: Eukaryota; Fungi; Ascomycota; Sordariomycetes; Glomerellales; Glomerellaceae. The record is from RefSeq and is a predicted model, not a curated record.
AUGGAUCCCGUCACCGUCAUAUCUGGUGUCGUUGAGCUUUUCGGCAUUGCCCGCCAGAUUCAAACUCUUGUGGAAAAGUACAAGAAUGCACCCAAGGCUGUACACGAGAUCAUUGCCGAGUGCAACUGGACGAAGACUUUGUGUCUCACUUUGCAAAACCAAGUCUCACAGACUGACGCUCUCGACAAGCCGGCCAAGAAUAGUAUUGAGCAUGUUAUGCGAAAGUUGUUUGAUACGUGCAUGGACAACAUAAAGAAGACACUCAGGUACUUGGACGAAGAAGUCAGCAAGGUGCAGAGCAAAAGCACCUCGCGCAUGGGAAAGUGGGAUAAGACCAAGUUCAUAUGGAAGGAGGAGAUCUUUACAGAAGCUGCGCAAAGUGUCCAAGCCCAGAAAGCCAACCUUGGCAUCAUUAUGCAGGCACUGAACGGGCGUACUGGUAAUCAAGUUGAAAAGGGCGUCAACAAUGUACAAAAGGGAAUCGACAAUCUCGAGGGGAUACUUAGAGAGAUAUUGCCCGAGAUUCUGAAAAUGCAAAACCCACCUCAAUUGGGUCUACAGCCACCAUUGGAGCUGAAGAGGAGUAGAUCAGAUACUCAGAUCAGCACAACAGGCAAGCGAUUUGCUGACGACCUCUUUGCCGCCGUCCGAGGAGGGCGGCUUGAGGACCUUGAGCCCAUUUUGGCCCAAGGCGCCUCUGUCAACAUAGCCCUAGGAGACCGCGGUGACCGAGCCGUACAUCUUGCUGCUCGCGAGGGAUUUCUGCUCGUCCUGGACCGGCUUAUUGCUUCCGGAGCAGACGUCAAUGUCCAGAAUGCGUUUCAGGAUACAGCCUUGCACCAAGCGCUCAAUCGAGGACAGAUUCCCACUUCAUUGGCGCUGUUGUCGAGCGGGGCGAGUUGGAAGAUCAAGAAUGCCAACGGAACUACGCCGCUUCACACAGCCGUGAGGAGUUCUGCAUAUCUUGUUGUGCAGUAUUUGCUCGAUAAGGGGGCAGACGCAAACGCUCGAGACAAAUGGGGUCAGACUCCCCUUUAUAAGGCAUGCUAUCCCCCAGAGAAGGAUAAGCAAAAGGUCCAUGCCGUCGAUCUGAAAAUUAUCCGUUUACUCGUCGAGCGAGGAGCAGAUCCAACACUUGGGGCUUGGAAAACCGGCAGAACUCCGAUUCACGGGCUUGCGUCGAGUGGGCACGCAAAGGAGCUCGAGAUCUUGGCCAAGACAGCCAAGACUCUCGAACUACCGCUGACAGGAGACUCUCAGGGUGAAACGCCGCUCCUCAUUGCGGUCAAGAACAAACACUCAGACGCCGUAGACGUCCUGAUUAGAUAUGGAGCCAACGUGAACGCGAGAGAGACUUCGAAAGACGGUGCGGCGCCGACUGCCCUAUGGCACGCCGCAUGCAAUCCGGAUCUAAGUACCGCGAACAAGCUUCUCGAAGCUGGCGCAGAUCCUAAUGCAAAGAGCAAUGGCAUAACUCUUCUUCAUCUUGCGGCGACGAAGCAUUGGCUUGAGCUGGUCAAGCUGCUGAUCAAACGUAAGGCCGAUCUGGAUGCCAAGUCAUCUAGCAACGAUACACCUCUCCAUGCGGCAGUCUGGGCCAAGGACUUUCCGAUAGUCCGUCUUAUGCUAGAUAAUAGGGCUAAAGUAGAGGCAAAGGGCAGCAGCAAAGCGACUCCGAUCAUGGCAGCUGCGCAGACCGGCUCACUGCCAAUGGUCAGACUUCUUCUUAGGCAUGGAGCUCAGUGGUCGUACAUGACGCCUCAAGGCACAAAUGCGUUUAUUUGGUCAUUGAGCGGCGGAAGUGUCGUAUGCGCGAGCUUCUUUCUCGGAUGUGGCCAGAAUUUGCAUCACAAGGCCGAGGGAGAUUACACUGCGCUGCACUAUGCGGCGAGGACAGGCAAAAUGGAAUGUGUCAAGUUGCUCCUAGAGCUGGGUAUAGAUAAGCAGGUCAUGCCGACGAAGAUGAGGGUACCUUUCAAGGUCAAGGGAACGGCAGCUGAAGUGGCGAGGGCGCAUGGGGCCGUUGAAGUGGCCGAGUUCAUUGAAAGUUAUAGGGGCGAAUAG